CCGCGAUGUUGCGCACCCCCCUCCUCAUGGCCUCCUUGGUAGGCGCGCCCGAAGAGGGAAAGGUGUUCUGAGGGAACAGAGGCGUUGAGGUUGUUCGCCGCUUUGGGCCUUCACGGGCCCCUGGAGUGUCUGAAAGCGGUUCAGGACGAAGAGGUCGUCGUGGUGAAGACCCUUGGGGUCCUGGACCCACUUCCCUCAGGACACGUUUGAUUCGUGCCAACAGGCUGGACAAGCCCAGCGUUGUGUCGUCGUGGUGCUCGCAGAAGUCGGAUUGGUUCCGGCUGUGGCUGGACACCCCGAAUCUACUCUUCGGCACGACUUGCUGGGCGGACAACAUCAAGUUGGUGUACGACGAGCAGAACGGCGUGCUCUCGAAUAGCGCAGGCGUGGAGACGCGCGUUCCGGACUUCGGCGGCACAUCUAGCUUUGAGGAGCUUGACCCAGGGGUGCCAGGGCAUGCGACCGCGGCGUUCCGCAAGAUGGUCCAGGCUCUGACUAACGUCGGAUACGAGCGCAACGUCACGCUGCGGGGGGCCCCCUACGACUUUCGCUAUGCGCCGUCCUCGCCUGUUGGCGCCCAUUUCAUCGACGACCUCCGUGGUCUCAUCGAGGAAACUGCCCGCGCUACCGGCAAGCGCGUGGUUCUUGUGUCCCACAGCAUGGGCUGCUUGCAGGGGCUCUACCUCCUCAACCAGCAGACCCAGGCAUGGAAAGACGAAUUCAUCGAGAAGUGGAUCCCGCUUGCGGGGCCUUUUGGCGGCUCCGCCAAAGAGAUGCGCCUGCACGCCUCAGGGGAUAACCAGGGAUUGCCCGUGAGCGCCCUCAAGAUCCGAGAGGAGCAGCGCAGCUAUGAGACGAACUUCUGGCUGGCCCCAACGAGAGAAUUCGGCACCCGAGUGCUCAUCUCGACGCCAGACCGCAACUACACCAUCCUGGACGUCGACGCAUUCUUUGACGACAUCGGCUUCCCAGCCGGCAAAAGCCUCUACAGGCGUACGGAGAACCUCACGAGCGCAGUGGAAGCGCCAGGGGUCGACGUCGUCUGCAUGUACAGCCUCGGCGUGCCGACACCGACCCACUUCCAGUACGGCGCCGGCGGCUUCGACGAGGCCCCCACGGUGACGAACGGGGACGGGGACGGCACGGUCAACGAUCUGAGCCUCCGCCUCUGCGACCGGUGGGCGGAGGCCAGCGCGCGGGGGCGCACAGCCCGGGUGCAGCGGUUCUCCGGGGUGACGCACUCGGGCAUGCUCACCGACGACGGCGUGAUCAGGGCGCUUCUUGCGGAGCUUGGCCUCGAGCACCCCGCGGCAGCCGCCGAGGGCCACCUGUUCGCGUGAGCGCGCGGACCGAUGGGCCGCUGGGCCGAUGCGAACCCAGUUCUCCGACGAUCGGCCACGCGCAGAGGGGGGGUAGGGGUGAGUCGUGAGGUCUUGGUGACAUGGAAGGAAGGGUAGGCCUUUGAACGGGAGCUACAGGCGAUCGACGCUUGCGUUUUGCUCUGCUCGAUAUGGAUGGCGUUGCGAGGGCAUGCCAUCAGAACCCGCGACGUUUUUCUCCUCGAGCUCAGCCUUGCGCGACAAUCGGCGCAUCGCCGCGCACUCCCUCGCGCGAGGCGUGCACGAGACGGCCCCGCUUUGCGGCGGUCGCCGGCGCGGUCCUGUGCCACCCGUCGCGGACGUCAGCAGGCGCAGUGGUGCGAACAGCACAAGAAACAAAUCAUCCCGGCCCGCAUCUCGGUGACGUGCUUCUGG
This is a messenger RNA of Prorocentrum cordatum, 1754 nucleotides long. The record is from the annotation of a GenBank genome assembly. Lineage: Eukaryota; Dinophyceae; Prorocentrales; Prorocentraceae.